This is a messenger RNA of Entelurus aequoreus (snake pipefish), 959 nucleotides long. Its product is annotated as protein LBH-like. The transcript is spliced from 4 exons. The record is from RefSeq and is a predicted model, not a curated record. Lineage: Eukaryota; Metazoa; Chordata; Actinopteri; Syngnathiformes; Syngnathidae. The coding region runs from base 456 to 749 and encodes 97 amino acids.
CCUUAUAAGAACAUUUGCCUCUUCAAAUAGACGACGCGGUUAAAGUUUGUUUGCUAAUUUAAAACUGUCCGAGCCGCCAUCGCGCCUUCGUGUGCCGCCUUCAAGUGAUGCUCGUAACGCCCAUAAAUGUAAACUACCUUCUUUUGUUCAUAAUUCCUGCUCUUUUUUAAACCAUCUUUAAUUCUUAGUAGUUGCCAGGGGAAACGUGUAAGGUUUAAUUAAGGAUGCCCGAGAAGAUGAAUAUGCCGCCGACGUCCGGUUUCGCGUGGGGAAUCGCCACAUUUCCGAGGGUACUGGAAGUUGAAGCUCCGCUGCCAGUGCGCAUGCUCCCGGCACUUGGAUGCCAAGCGGCGAACUUGCCUGCCCGUCGCCCACAACAGCCUGCAUCCUCUUCAUCAGCACCAGUGUGAUGAAGACAGUCCUGCUCUGACAUUCUGGACCAGCCUGCAUACAGGAUGACCGAGGUGAUGAACUCCCUGGAGUCGGGCUCGGACGACUUUGGCGGUGCAGCGGGAGGCGACCAGAAUACCAUAUUCCCAGGGCCCCACGAAAGGCAUCCAAAGUUGUCCAAGAGGCUUCCCUCCAUCGUGGUGGAGCCCACGGACGGAGCGGAAGUGGAGAGCGGCGAGCUGCGAUGGCCGCCGGAACCCAGCUCGCCAGACGCGCCGACCGCACCGGCAGUUGAUGUCCAGGUCCAAGCCGGUGUCGGCGGGGGGAUAUCCGGGGCGGAGAUGCCGGCCUCCAACUGAACAACCGCUGACGGUACAAAAGAAAAACUCCACGGUAGCUGUGACUCGGUCCCCACGCGGACCAGGGAGCUCCAAUAGAAGAGCACUUAUUAUUAGUGUGUGUGGAUAGAGAGCUUUGUGGCGCCAACAGGAGGCCAGAGUAGAAAUAGCAGGCGAGCUGACCUGACAGUCGUGUCUGCACCUUGAAAUAAAAUGUGUUUUGUUUGUAAA